AUGAAAGAAAAUGCAGAAACGCCAUUGGGAAGGUUUUUAAUCUUCUUUCCUGUACCACAGAGAGCAAUUUUCCUCCUCAUAGCUGGCCUGUGGCUAUGGUCGUGGCAACUGUCCAUCCUAUCAAAACGUGGAAUUGAUGUGUCAAAACUCAUAAUCACCAAUGAUCCUUACGCUAUUCGGCCUCGCACCUCAAGCAUGAGUUUAAUUGCAUCAAUUCGUGGUUCUAACGCUAAAAUCACAAAAAUCCUGAUACCUUGGCAAAUCGCGACAUCUUUUUUAUUGCAAAUGGUGGUAAACGACCCUUAUGGCGUGCCCGCAUGGCUUGUGUGCCUAGUUAAUAUUUCUCCACUGUGCCAAUUGGUUACCGUCGCUACAAUACUAUUAUCCAGCUCACCUAUGUUAGCUCGAUGCGUGAAGAACAUAUUACGCUUUGGCAAUAUCGAACCCAAACCACUACGAUUGAACUAUAUUCUACUUUCAGACACCUUGACAUCAUACAACAAACCUAUGAUAGACUUUGGACUCUAUUUGUGUCAUUUGUUGAUAGAUCCCGUCAAUUAUAAUUGUAUUGUGUCAAAGAGCUCUUUGGGAAUUGCUCUUAAUCUUGAUAUAAUGAUUGGUAUUGCACCUGCUGUAACUAGAUUCGUUCAGUGCCUAAGAGAGUGGAACAGAUCCAGUUCCAAGGCACAGGCGUACAGCUCUAUAUUCAACGCUUUGAAAUAUGCCUCGAACCUCCCUAUCCUGGUCUGUACAGUUUUGGCACGCGCAAAUGUCGAAAAAUCACCAAGCAAUAAUAUAUUUUGGUUCAUGUUUUUCCACUCUGCGUAUUCAUUUUGGUGGGAUUUAACAAUGGACUGGAAUCUAGGAUUCCUGAACUUUAGCCAGUCAGGUAUGACUCGCAAUGAAGUUCUAAGAAAACGACGUUAUUUUUCGCCAUUUGCAUACUAUAUUUGUGCCGGUUUUGAUUUCACUGUCAGGUUUUUCUGGCUGUGGGAGCUUUUUGCUGGUAGAACAGUAUUUGAAGGUGAGAUAAAUUUCUUCUUUUUGGAAAUUUUGGAAAUACUCAGAAGAUGGGUUUGGAUAUUUAUCAGAGUUGAAGCUGAAGCGUCAGAAGGUGGAAAUCCCGAGAAGUCCCAAGACUGA
Molecule: messenger RNA, 1143 nt
Organism: Lachancea fermentati
Lineage: Eukaryota; Fungi; Ascomycota; Saccharomycetes; Saccharomycetales; Saccharomycetaceae
Source: the annotation of a GenBank genome assembly